AUGGGUUUCCAGGAAGAUCAUGUGAUGACAACGUAUCAUAAUCAACUCAAAGAGAAGGGGUUACCUUUCUUUGACAUUGAGUCAUUUAUUGAAGCAGUCUUGCAGUACAUGGAAGACGAAGUUAGAAAAUGUCUAGUAAAUAAAUUGGCAUUGGCUGAAGUUGAUGUUGUCCCAAGCCCAGCCAUAUCUGAUAGAAAUGAGUUGGCUUCUGACACAAACCAACAAGUAGAAUCAUCUACAACUUUAAUGGAAUUGGCAAUGACUGAAGUUGAUGUUGUCCCAAGCCAACCAAUGUCUGAUGGAACUGAGUUGGCUUCUGACCAAAACCAACAAGUAGAAUCAUCUACAACUUUAAUACAGCCUAUAGUAGAUGAAUUGGCAUUGGCUGAAGUUGAUGUUGUCCCAAGCCAACCAAUGUCUGAUGGAACUGAGUUGGCUUCUGACCAAAACCAACAAGUAGAAUCAUCUACAACUUUAAUACAGCCUAUAGUAGAUGAAUUGGCAUUGGCUGAAGUUGGUGUUGUCCCAAGCCAACCAAUGUCUGAUGGAACUGAAGUAGAAUCUACAAUAGUUGAUGAAUUGACAUUGACUGAAGUUGAUGUUGUCCCAAGCCCACCAAUGUCUGGUGAUUCUAACCCACAACCAUUAUUUGGUAGAAUAACUGAUCAAGUUGCCACUCUCCUAAAGUCAGAAGGUACAAUUAGACACAGAGUGAUUGAGUGUAAGAUUUGUAUGGAGAAUGAGAGUGAGUUAAUGUUUUUACCUUGUAAUCACAUAUGCACUUGUUUCAAAUGUGCAUCAAACAUAUCCACAUGUCCAAUUUGCAGAGCUGAGAUAAAAUAUACUAUUAAAGCAAUUAUAUCAUAGUAAAGAAUGUUUUAGAUGUGUGAUAAUGAUAUGAGAUGUGCUGGUGGCUGAAGGUGCUGAGGGAGACCAUAUUGAAAAUACUUCAUACCCAAGACUCUUCUAAGAAAUUAGAAAACAUCAUUGUCAAGAAAGUUGUGUUGGAUACAAAAAUAUGUCCACACCUACAGUAAUAAGGAUGAUUUUAGACCAUUUACAUAACAUAAUGUAUCCUAUCUAUCAACCCGGCUGGAAAUAUAUGAAUUUCAAAUCUUAUUAUUCCUAUAAUAAAUACCUUAUAAUUAUUAUUGACGAAAUAUUAUUCCUCUCCCCAGAUAUAAUCUCAGAUGAGGAAAAGUUGUAGUUUAGUUAUA
Procambarus clarkii (red swamp crayfish) is the source of this 1217-nucleotide messenger RNA. NCBI's taxonomy places the organism in Eukaryota, Metazoa, Arthropoda, Malacostraca, Decapoda, Cambaridae. The record is from RefSeq and is a predicted model, not a curated record.